AUGGAGGAGUCCAAGGACAUCGCUGAGACACCCCUCCUGGUCCUGGAGAAGACAGAAUCAGAGGAGAACCCCACCAGAACACAUGCCGUUCCGACCCCAGUGGAGCCUGUGGCUGCAUUCAAGCGAUGGGUGAGCAGCUUUCGUCCGAAGAAGAAUUUCCCCCUUCUGGGUCCCGGCAGAUACGUCAACGGCUGGCCCGAGCAGUAUCUAUAUGACAAGAUGGACUACGGCUCUGAACUUGCGGCCCUGCAUGAGGUCCAAGAGAUUGAUGAGAAACAGUGGGAAUCCUUAUCGGGUCAUUCAUCUCAUCUAGGAACCGUCAAGACGUCUACCCUGAGCAUUGCCAGUCAAAGUGCCAUGAGGUCGAGAGGGACUACACAGAGCACGGCAAAUCACAGUAUCAGAUCGGAUGUCCGCGAAUCUUUAGACAGCAUAAGGCCUACUUCAAGUUUUUCCAUCGACGAGGAGGCUCAGCAUCGCGCGAUCAAGAGGCGCCGCGUCCUCCGAGAGCUGAUCACAACCGAGUGUGACUAUGUUUUCGGGCUGAAAGCGCUUGCAGAUGCGCUGUUUAUCUUCUCCGUGAGACCAGAAAUCUACUGCAACGUUCAACAAAUCCGCGACACGCAUGAGGAUUUCCUAGCACAAAUUCGGAAGCUGACGCCAAUUUCGAAUCUUGCCGGAGCCGAGUUUGAUAGUUUGAUGCCACAGGGGUUCCACAAGCGUUUGAGUGCGAUUGACUUUGGCUUUAAGGCCUUUCAGAAUAGAUCCUUGCGAUCACGGAACUUCAGAGCUUCUGUAGAGUCUCGCCUCAAAGCGCUGGCUGCAGAGGCUAAAGAGGCUUUGCAAGUCGCACGGGAGGUUGGGAACUUGGCCAAGUCUUUCGCGGCCUACAAAGUGUUCUGUAAGAACUAUGGCUUACUCACCGUGGAUGUCACCCUUCUCCGCCAAUCGAUACCGAACUGGCGUAUAUUCGAUCAGGGAAUAGAAGCUCUCUCGAAGUCUGUCGCAUCGAUGGAGAGGCAGACACAGGAAGAAAACAAGGCAAUGUCGUUGAAUGACCUGCUUAUAAAGCCAGUCCAGCGCCUGUGCAAGUACCCUCUACUGCUCGAGGAGUUACUAAAGUGGACGCACAUCCAAGAUGAUCCUUCUGCUCAUGAUGGUAUCAGACAGGUUCUGGAGACUGUCCGUGCCGUGGUGUGCGAAGUUAAUCAAGUGACCGACAACCCUAUCAACAAAGCACUAGUGGAUAAGACUCUCGUGCUACAAACUAUGCUGGACUUUUCGGCAUCGAAUGUGAUCUACGACAUCUACAGACAGCUAGGACCUCUCACCCUGUGCGGCGUCCUCCACGUCACAUAUCAAACCCCCAAGAGCAUAGAAAAUGGCUACAUGGUCUGCAUUAUGUUUGGUUAUCAUCUUCUCAUUGCCAAAAUAAACGAUGACUACCGAAAGCUGCUACCAGUAGCGUGUUUGUAUGUCUCGGACAUGAAGAUCGAUUCCCCGAGAAACGGUGAAGGUGAGUACAUUUGGAGGGGGUUAUGUAUUUUACUAAAGUCUGCUCCAGGCCUUCAAUGCUACGAGUGCUUGUUCUCCUGGAAGACUGUUUUCCAGUAUCACGACAAGUAUUACGAGUUGGUGCUUAGCGCUUCGUCCGCGUGCGAGGAAAAGAAAUGGAAGACUGAGAUACUCAAGUCUGCCGCUGCAUCGACAAAUAUGCAGAAGACCGUGUCAGCCAAGCUGAAGGCGUACUCGUUCUUGACCCUGGAACUGAUUCCGCUGACUGGCGUAGCCGGGUUGACGCCUUGUUUGCCUCGUCGGCCGUCUAUGCAGGCAUUGGCCACCUCACGGGCCCAGGUCGAUUCACAAAAUAUCGUGAUCAAGAAUACCCACUGUCCACAUAGAUAUCGGAUCUCCGGUCCAGUGGGUGGUGAAAUCGAACGACCAAAAACGCCUAUCUCCUGCUCUGCGUUCAUCCUGACCGCCCACAGGCAAGACCGGAUUCGACUGGAACGUGCUAUAUCGUCCGUUUACACGAGGGACGUAUUGCCGUAUCCAGGCAUGACUUUGGCAGCGGGUGAUAUUAUCAAAAGACACUUGAGUCUCCGGCCAGGGCUAUACCGACGCUCUAGCUCCGUGAGCCUGCGAACUAACGGGACUUCCAGUGUGGCUUCCACCGGGGCUACUCGCGUUGGAGUCAAUAAACUAACAAAGAACAACGAGAAACAGGCGCGGAAUGUGUCAAAGACCAAGCCAGCAUCCCCUGGGCAGGAGAAGGGGCCCGACCUGCCGCGCCAUGGCAAGGUGACAACAAUCAGACGAUCUAAGACAUGGAAAGGCAAGGGAGGACACAAGCCGACCAUGGAGGUUGAUACCACACCGAUCAGCAAAGGGAGCAAAGGCCAUGAGUCUCCUGAAUACUGCACAAUGAAGGCAUCCACUAUCCGGAGGAUGUUCAAUUCCAUGUCGUCAAGGCGACCGAAAAGGCAUGGUCGCAUGGGGCUGGGAAGUGGAGCCUCGUGAGGGGAAUGAUGCAACCCAUUAUUGAUUAAUAUUGAGACUGCCUGCGUUAUUGCAUCAGGGGAUAUGCGGUUAAGGACAGGUGUGCUGAAGUAUGGAAUACUUGCAGAAGUUUGCAAAAGUGUUCUUGUGGAUUCGUGCUGAUUCGACGACGGUGGGGGGUAGCGAGUUUGAUCGGAUGGAAGCGAGACGUAACUAGUAGCAUUAGCGAGCCAGAAUGCCAGACAACAAUAAUAGAAUGAUGAUGAUGAUGACGAUGAGGGAAUUGAAUUCCACCGUAGGUCGCCAUGUUUCUCCACAUCUCCACCGGGUGUGCCAGAAGGGGGGAGUUGAAGCUCGCAGCUUUCUCGGCGCGCAUCGGUCGAUGGAAACCGAUGACGUCGUCGUGC
Messenger RNA from Aspergillus heteromorphus CBS 117.55, 2906 nucleotides. RefSeq names its product putative Rho guanyl nucleotide exchange factor. NCBI's taxonomy places the organism in Eukaryota, Fungi, Ascomycota, Eurotiomycetes, Eurotiales, Aspergillaceae. The record is from RefSeq and is a predicted model, not a curated record. The coding region runs from base 1 to 2520 and encodes 839 amino acids. The transcript is spliced from 5 exons. Gene Ontology annotation, biological process: intracellular signal transduction. Gene Ontology annotation, molecular function: guanyl-nucleotide exchange factor activity.